Molecule: messenger RNA, 3825 nt
Organism: Lingula anatina
Lineage: Eukaryota; Metazoa; Brachiopoda; Lingulata; Lingulida; Lingulidae
Biological process (GO): anatomical structure development
Cellular component (GO): extracellular region; cell surface
Molecular function (GO): signaling receptor binding
Source: RefSeq, a predicted model, not a curated record
UGGCUGACAUCACACUUAGAAUAUUGCAAAGAUCGUCUGUGGACUGUGCCAGUAGCUGCUACAAAAAGGCACACAGUUCAUGGUGGAAUUCCACUCAGAUGAAGUCAAUUUCAAUCGCCAAUUGUUUUCAAGAAAUUGCUGUUUGUAAGAGAGUAUCGCAUAUCUUUUAUGAAGAAAAACAUAAAUGAUGCAUUAAUAAUGUCACACCAAACAUAACCUUUUUUGUUGCCAAAAUGACAGACUCUGAAAAUGUUUUCAAACAAAGAGCUUUGUGAAAACUUGACUUCGCAGACCCUACUCACCUUGGUAAGAAUACACCCCUGCCCUUUAUUUUAGAGAUCACAGCUACGUUUUUCAGGCAGUGUUUGAAGCAUGCCAAAAAAUUAAUGUGGGAAAGUAAUCUGAUAUUAUUUAUUGUUAUAAUAUAAAUACGCCAAUGAGAAUUGGUUCAGUUCAUUAAUAAGAUCCAAAUCUGCAAAUGAUGACAAGCCCAAAUGUUGAAUACAGUGGAAUACUUAUAGACAAUGUGCAUGGAAACUCUUUCUUUUCAAGUUGAGGAGGAAAACAAAGGCGGUCGAGGUGGUUUUAUGGAUGAUCCAGGGUAGUAAAGAUACUAGAGGUUCAUGUGACAGCGUAUUGAUUAGUUCUCACUGUGCACUUGAUGGGAGAGAUGGAAAGUGCUCUUGCUCUCAAGGCGGAAAGCACUUUGUUUUGAACAGUUCGCCCUUUCACAGGCAGCAUCCUAAUCUUGACUAACCGAUGGUUGGCUGGACAGCUUAGACCUUAAUCUGAUAUAAUUGGAAUUUUUGUUUGUACUGACUGAAUUAAGGCUCAGUUUGGUCAUAUAUGCUAGGAUUGCUGGUCACUUUUCAGGGAUGAUUCCAGAUGAGGUUUGGUUAUGAUGUUGGUGUCAUCAGUGCCCAGGUCUUCCAAACAUGAGCUGUGGACCUCUGUCUUGCUGUUGACGGGAAUACUGUCUGCCGGGGCUGCAAUCGUUGAAGAAACUGGAUGUGUCCAAGGAUCCCAGGAAACCCACCUGAUCAACCAUAAGAUCCGUGCCUGUACAGGAUCAUGGACAGGACAUAUUCAUAACAGUAGUCACCUGUGUGCAGACGGUUGGCGUGUGUGUGGCUGGUACGAUGAGGACAUGCUGCAGACCAUCAGUUGGAAGGAGGCCAUGUCUAUCAAGGGUUGCUAUGCUUUCAAUGCUGCCCAAGAUGGCGGCCAGUGCUCGGAAUGCAAAGAUGAUCUAGAACAGGAUGACUUGGCAGGUAUAGGGCGGGGUUGCCCUCAUCAGGACCAGGGGCAGAAAUCUUGUAUAAAUGGAGGCAAGAUUGAUGCAAGUUGUUGUGUUGACACAUACCACAAACGAGCUUGUACUUACCAGUCUGGUUUGACCACAGGGAUAUUGUGUUGUAAAAUGCCUGGUGUGAGCCCCAGAAUCCUGGUGCCUCCCCAGAAGAACAUCACACUGCUCCAGGACCUGAUUGUGGUGUUGACCUGUCAGGCUGCAGGAGUGCCCCACCCUACUAUUACCUGGUUCAAGAAUGGAAGGGUUGUCCAGGGAUCAAAGGGGAAAGACCACUCCUUGACCAUUUUGCAAUCAGGCGAUCUUGUUCUUCCUCUGGCCAAACCCUCAGACUCUGGGGUGUACACUUGUGUGGCUAAGAACGCAGAAGGUAGCACCAGUGCUCAAAGUGUUCUUACUGUAAAUGAAUAUGACUCUGGAUGUGGAGAUGGCACAUCCGAUGCUCUUCUUCGAUUCACUGAUAUCCAUGGUUGCACAGGGUCAUGGAAAGGUCACGUGAAGACGGCCGAUUACCUGUGCGCCCCAGGGUGGGGUGUGUGUGACAAUACAGACACAGAUCUGCUCAAAUGGGUGACAUCUGCUGAUCUGGACAAGAUGAAUGGGUGCUAUGCUUACAAUAUGGCAGGAUAUGGGAAGAAGUGCAGGAGAUGUGGUAGGAAGCGUAUGGCAGGCAUGGGAAACGGCUGCAGUAGAAGUAGCAGCCUAGACUCUGUAAAUAGCUGUAAUCUUAGACACAGAAUCGAGGUGUAUGGGCGUGGUAGCGACCCCGGCUGUGUGUACACUGAGGGCAUUACAACAGGAGUCAUGUGCUGUAGGAAAAGAGGCAGGAGAAAAUUUGAUGUCUUUAAUCCCCCACCCUUUGGUUCAGAGCUCAGCUCAUUAUCACAGACAGAGUCUGAUAAUAAACAGCUACCAAGUGUGCCACAAAGUAUAAACCAGGGCUCCAUCAAUAACAAUGAUCAGUUUUUGAAGUCAAGUAUUAUGUAUUUUGGUGAGGACUGCAGUACAUAUUGUGGAGAGAAUGGCUACUGUAUUUUGCCAGGCAUCUGUGGUUGUAACCGUGGUUACCAUGGACCAAGAUGUCAGCACAGACGUCAACCAAGACAUCGCUGUCACACUCUGCACUGCUUUAAUGGCGGCCGGUGCCGGAGGGGGAAGUGUAAAUGCCCUGCAGGGUACUGGGGGAAAAGGUGCCAUAAAUUGGCCAUCUUUGGAGACAGGAAGAAACACGAAAGAAGAAAGAAUAAAAGAAAAACAAAAUCAAGAACAAAAUGUGUGAAGCACCUUUUCAGGCAUUUUAAAUUGAAAUGAAUGCAGGGUAUUUCAGUUUUAUCACAUUGUGCAAUAAUGUAAUGCAAAUUACUCACAAAAUCAAUACAAUUUAAUUUAUAAAAGGAAUGCAAUUUAAGUUGCAGGUUCAGCAUGAAAACUAUAAGGGACUGCCAUUAAUUGUACAUAGAUGGGUUCAAUCAAGCAGUCCAAGUACUGCUUCAUGCAUCAAUGUCUGUUAAGAGGAAGCAAUUAAGUAACUUGUUUAUAAUCCAUAUUUAUAUACCUAGAAUCUGUGCAAUUAUAGAACAGCUAAGACAGUAUUUGGUAACAUUGAAAUCUCUUCAGGAAAAGCUAGCAUAUCCACAGUAAUAGCCAAGUGCAGGAAUACGACAGGUGUUGAUAAUAAAACAUGCACAAAGUUUAUCAUAAAGCCUAGUUUUGAGGGAAUAUUAUAACAUUUUUACACAGAGAUAUGUAUUAGAGAUCUUUAACAAGAGGUACUUAUAAAAUCAGCUGUCAUGUGUUCAUUUUGUAUAUAUGUGUAUAUACUUUUUAGUGCAAAGUACUUCAGCUAGUUUUUAUAAUGGGGGGCAGCAGUUGCCAGUCUCUUGCCAAAAUAUGGGCUUCAUUAGUUUCUUUUACUUUGUGUAUCAGAAUAUCAAAAUCUGAAAGCUUUCAUUUAAAAUGACUGAAUGCCACAUGCUACUUCAGUUGUAACACAUAACAAUUAGGAAAAAAUCACUUAAAGAAUAUACAAGGUUUAAUACAUGGGUGCUAACCAAAUAAUUGUAUGCUGAUAAUAUUACAUGCCUCUCUGUUGAAAAUUUCCAUAUUUAUUUGUUUGAGUUUGCAACAACAUGUUCCUUUCAUACAAAUUUUGUUUUAAAAAAUUACCUUUUUGUUCUGUAAGUGUAAAUUGCAAUAUUUAUAGGAGUUCAAAAAAUGGAAGAUAGCUUAUUUGUUUUUAUUCAGUAUUCCUGCUUCAGUCUUAGAUAUAUAAAAUCUUUUUCCCUAGAGGAAACCCACUGUAUGUAAAUAUAUAUGUAUAUUUUGUAUAGAACUCUGAGAUUAUUUUUGAAACCAUGUAUAUAUGUAUGUCUUUGUCAGUAUUAUAUGUACCUGUAUCCAUGACAUGUAAACUACAGCAAACGUUAGUCAUAAGAAUCACCCUAAUACACAGUAUUUUAUCACAAUGAUUAUUAAUUGUGUUUAUUAAUUUAAUAAAAAUGAUUUUGAUUAACAUU